Messenger RNA from Rhododendron vialii, 1578 nucleotides. RefSeq lists its product as uncharacterized. The record is from RefSeq and is a predicted model, not a curated record. The coding region runs from base 1027 to 1578 and encodes 183 amino acids. NCBI's taxonomy places the organism in Eukaryota, Viridiplantae, Streptophyta, Magnoliopsida, Ericales, Ericaceae. The transcript is spliced from 4 exons.
UUCAAGAGGUAUUUGAAGAAGAAGGUGACCACUGAGCAAGAGGCGGAGCAAAUGGCCAGAGCAUAUCUGUUGUACUUGUUUGGCGCCUUUCUAUAUUCAAGCAGGCAUUGCAGGGUACAACUAUCGUACUUGCCAGCUUUGAGAGACCUGAGGACAGCUUCACGCUUCGACUGGGGUGGAGCAGUGCUUGGCACAGUCUAUGCUUUCAUGGGAGAUGCGUCAAGAAUAGAGCAAGUGGUAGCUGGGUACUAGAGGAUAUGGGAGGUAUGAUUUCACUUUUACAAAUUUUCAAUUUAUAAUUAUAGCAUAUCCCUUGACUGUAUAGCUUGCUUGACUAUGUAAUUGACUGAUACCUUGAUUGUUUGAAAUUGUGCAACUCUGGGCAUACGAGGUUUUGAACAUGUGCCGUCCAGCGACCAAAUGUCAAGACUUGAGAAUCCUCCCACGCGCACAUGUCUGGAGCAAAAAGAACAUGGGGGAGAAGAAAGGGAGAGGAGACCUAGACGACUUCCGUAUAUAUCUAGACGAGCUUCAUGCAUCGCAGGUCACAUGGAAUCCCUGGGAAGGAAUAGAGCCAGAGCCAACGUACUUGGCCAGGAGAGGCUAAUUAUGUGCUAGCAGCCGCGGUAAGACAGAGGAUGCAAGCGUUAUCCGGAAUGAUUGGGCAUAAAUCGUCUGUAGGUGGCUUUUUAAGUCUGCCUCAGGGCUGUCACAGCAAGCUGGGUGCUACAGGAGUCGGCUUUCGAUUGGCAGUGGUACUUAGGUGAUCGAGCGACAGUCACUUGAUUUGAUUGAGUUCCAGGUGCCAGGGCUACUUUCACCCCGUGCUUCACACACACUGGAGAGUAUACACUGACGGAGUUGGAGGAGUUCACACAGCCUGACACUGACUUGGCAUGCUACCUGCGACCUAAGCGUGACUACGCCACUUACCAAAGAGAGCACUUGGCGGGUCCACUCAGAGUUCGAGAUUUCAGGGAUGUUCGGAGUCAGGCACGGGGAGUUGCUGAGGAGAGGAGAGCUUCCAUGGAGAGGCAUAGAGGAGGUGAAGGCCGUGUCCGACGGGGUCUGAGUGGUCCAGUGGUAGGCGGGCCACCAAAAAUGUCAUGGAAGAUAGUGGUGGUGGACACGCAGGGCAACCCAGCAGAGAUACGCCUGGUACCUGCCAGAGUAGAGCUUGCACCAGUGACUAACCCGGUGCCAAUUGAGUGGGUGAAUGAGGUCAUCCGUCGCAUGCUUGCGAUGGAGAACGUGAUCAGAAGAGCAGUGAGUGGCAUGCCACUUGAGUUGCACUACCCAACACCGACUCCAUCACCAGUUCAGCCAGCCGUUGUUCAAAGGUCUCAGGCACAGGGUAAGGCGUCUCCUAGAAGGAAAAGCGCCAAAGAUCCUCCACAGAAGAAGAUGACAGCAAGGACCCUUACACCUCCAAUCACAACUUGGCAAAAAAUACGCAGUGCACAGCAGGCAGCCGGGAACCUACAGGCAGCCAAGGAGGCCGUGGCACGCGUAGAGGAGCGGUACAAACUAAAGAUGCGCGAGAGGCCAUCCCAAUCAGAGGAAAAGGAUAGAAUCUGA